Molecule: messenger RNA, 4796 nt
Organism: Scomber scombrus (Atlantic mackerel)
Lineage: Eukaryota; Metazoa; Chordata; Actinopteri; Scombriformes; Scombridae
Product: Transmembrane protein 150A-like
Exons: 8
Coding region: 349-1173 (274 amino acids)
Source: RefSeq, a predicted model, not a curated record
CUUACUCCAGGAGAAAACGGAUAACGGGAUUUUAUGUGACCGGGAAAGAAAGAAAUGCGGCUUGAUUUAAAGGCAGAGACCACCCUGGCGUCCUCUCCGAAUCCUGUGUGGAAGAGUUUUUGGGAUUAAAGAGGUGUUGAGGACACAAAGUUACCCCCAGCAAAAAAAACUGAUGCUAUAUGUCCUGCUUGGGUCGCAUCAACCACUCCUCAUCUUCACGAAAAUGAAUUACUCAGUGGCAAUGCAGAUGUCAGUCACACUCAGUUAAAUGUUAGUGCUACUUGAGCAGAUAUUGCUCGGCUGGCCGAAGAGGAAAAAGAAGAAAGGGGGUGUUCAAGGUGCCAGAAGAUGUCUCUCUGGAUGAUCCUACCUGUUAGCCUCCCAGCUCUGACCAUCACUGGGAUAUGGGUUGUGUAUGCCAUGGCCCUGUACAACCAGCAUGUCUGCCCUGUGGAUAACUGGUUGUACAACCAAUCAUGUGAAGAGGAGCUGUACUUGCAGAGUGGCCCAACGUUGUGCUGCACACUAGAAAAUGUACCUCUCAUCAGUAAAUGUGGGACUCUCCCCCCUGAGAGCUGCUUCUUCAGCCUUAUCUGCAGCACUGGCUCAUUCAUGGUCAUGGCGAUCGUGCUGCUCCGCUAUGCCCACGUCAUUGAGAAGCACCAAAACUGUGUUCUCAACACUGCGAGUCUCUCCACAGGCUGGAUCUGUGCUGCUGGACUCAUCAUGGUGGGCAACUUCCAGGUGGAUAAUGCCAAAGUUCUCCACUAUGUCGGAGCGGGCAUCGCCUUCCCCACCAGUAUGCUGUUUGUGUGCCUGCAGUCGGCGCUGACUUAUCGCUUGGCAAAGACCCAGGGGGAGUACAACGUGGCCCACCUCCGGCUCUGCAUGACCCUGUUGGCCUUCGUAGCCUUGGUGCUCAGCGGUGUGUUUUUCUGUCAGGAGAGCUUUGUCCUGCAACAUGCGUCAGCCAUCUUUGAAUGGGUGUUUUGCGUCAUCAUCAUGCUGUUCUACGGGACGUUUGCCUUCGAGUUUGCCGGCAUGUCAGGAGAUACCAUGGUGGUGCUGGCCAGAGGAGGCUCCCUGGGACCUGCUAGGAGAGAACACAAGAUGGACGCACUGGGAGGUCCUAGUCCACAUCCACACCAACCUGAAAACCUGUCCAUGAUGUAGCCCGUCGGCACAUGUAGAAGCCACACAGUUGGCUUGUAUAAUCCUCUCAAACUCUGGUUGUAGAAUGAGUUUAAUUAUUCAUUUCCAGCCACACUCGUCAGAAGCUUUGAAAUGAACCAGGCCAGUGCAGCAGCUGUUCACGGCGGAGUGGAUGCUACUUUUUCAACCCCAGGGGGUGCAGAUCUGCUGCCACAGUGGAGAGCUCAGCUUGUAUUGUACUUGCAUCAAAGCUUUGCGUCUCUAAAGAACUUGUUUGCAUUUUGCACAUUGCACAAGUGUGAAACCAAAUUUUCUACCCACUUAGUCCUGCCUACAGUGACUACCUGAGGAGUAUUUUGUCAAUCAGAUCAAGAAAAUGUGCCGAUCCCCUUCACGGCUGAGAUCCUGUCUCAAUAAGUGGCCUUGGACCAUUUCUUCUUGAGAUCAUGCUUUCAUUGUAUGAGUGAGCUUGUAGUAAAGGACUGAAGGCUGCUGGACAGCCAAGCUGACAGUAUUAGAGACAAAGAAAAACAGAGAGAGAAAAGAUGUUGUAUGAGUGUUACAGUAGGAGUAAGGUCAGACCUGAGGCUUAUAUACCCACAAGAGAAUGGACGAAUGCAAUACCUUUAAAGGUUUAAAGAGAUAUUCGGUUAUAUAGGAGAGUAUACAAAUGUUUUAGACUAUCCUGGAGAUGGGACAGGGCAACAGCUACACUUUGCAAUGAUUUAAACCUGCAUCAAGCAAUAUUUUGAUAUUAACAAAGCAAAUAACUACUCCGCAGAGAUUUUAGCAGCUUUUAGCCGAUUGGUUUAGUCAUUUAGUUUGCGAUGGUAAAGAAAGUCGACCAUCUAGCCAGCUGAAGACCGAAAUAUGUUUUUUCAGGAGCAAACCCCAGCUAAAAAGAAAGUGAACAUUGGGACGAUAAUGGUGUAUAUAAGCAUAGACUCAACAGCUUAUUUUCUAUGUCACUAUGUUUUGUGGUCAAAAAUCACCUAAUACAGCUUUAAAAUAUGCACCAUCAACAACCUUAUAUUUUGACUCACUCUCAUUUCCCCCCAUGUAUAGAAGUAAACACGAUUUUUGAAUAAAGUAUGCAUUCAUGCACCCAUGGGACCCAAACAGAUUGCGCAAUUUCAUGCCUGGAUGCCUAAGUUAAUAUGCCAUAUCUUUAUUAAAACAUAAAGUAGACAUAGUGCCUCAUGAAUUCAAACCUUAUGCUGAUGAAAUGGGAAAAAAACAUCCCCUCAGUACACUAUAUUGACCUUAAACCUUAAACAGUUUUUUAUUCAACUUCCUCUCUGCCAAAGAAUAUUAAAGAGAGAUGACACAGUGUUCAGAGGCCAAAUGCGUACCAGCUAAUUCAAGCCAGAGCGCUGUGCUUAUUGAGUUUAGUGACGAGGCAUCACAUGUGUUUUCAGGUCCUAUGGACAGAGCUCUGCAUCUCAUUAUACCCCAGCAAGGAGCCGCUUAUUGCUUCACCUACUAUCUUUUUCACUGAAUCUCAGAACUGUCCAUAGUUAGAGUUUUUCAGCAUGUCUAGCUGUGUAAGCAGGACAAAGGGAAAAGGAAGCAUGUGCAAUGCAAGCAAUAAUACCUGAGAUGCACUGUCUUGUCUCCAUGUUACUGUAAAGUAUGUGCCAAAUAUCAGUUUGCCUGUGGCAUUGGUGCUAAAACACAAAUGGCCUUAUCAUGUCCUGUCUUUGUCAUGUGAGUGCAAAAAAAUACCAGAAUAGAUAUUUACAUGUACAUUCAAAAUUAAGAAUAUGCUCCCUGUUAAUCCGUACAGUAUCCGUUAAAAAUGUUAGAACACGUCCAUUUUUCUAGUUUCUAUUAAAAUGUACAUUGUUGAAUGUCUCAGUGUACUCAAACAAAUAAACAAGUGGAGUUAUGAAAAAACAAUUGUUUAGUUUCCACCUCUAGCAAAUAUAACAGCCAAACACACGUGUGUCAUCCUUUCUACAAUGGAAAGCAAAUAUUGUUUUGAAAGUUGGGGUGCUUUGAACAUUUUGACUGGUGGUGUGCACCGACUUGAUAUUUUGAUAUUAGAGGAUUGACUGUCAAUACGGUGUAGCCAGUUUAGCCUAAUGGUUGGGUAUUUAUUUCUCUUUCAGUGUCCUUCUUUUCAAAUGUUGAUUGUAUUCAUUUACUUCUUCUUACAUUCUGUGCUGUGUUGUAAUACAGAAUUGUGCCAGAAUCACUGUUUAUAUUUUUAGGAAAUCUGUAACACUUCAGUGUAAUAUUAACACACUCUGAGCUCUUUGGUCUAAAAACCGGAAUACAUGGAGAGUUUACAACAGAAAAUAUCACUCCCUCAUACCACAACUGGCCACAUGUUGAGCAGAGGUUUUUUUAAGUGCCAGUAUUUUGGGUGGUUUAGUUGCUCAACAGGCCAUUUUUUCAAACAAAGUUUCUACUCUGUUGCAGAAGGACUGAAGUGUGGCUUUUCACUCUCAGACUGAAUGUAUAAUUACACUCAACAAGACUGAACUGGAAAAGCUUGUGCAUGCCGCUCUGACAAAUGAGUUGGAAGCUUGAACCAGUCUAUUCACUGAUCCCUUACUUCUCUCUACUGGUCAAACUGAUUACUGCAUAUGAUUUUUUUUUGCUGGAAUCUAAUGUUAUAGUUCAGUAUUGUAGGUCAGCUUAUGUUCUCGACUUGAAAAAAGUUGUAUCUGCAGCUGAGUUGUCACCUACAGGUUUAGAAUCAAUUUGUUUCUGUUUUGUUUUCAAAUUUAGAUAGAUGCCCUCUACUAAGAAGGUGGAGCAACUAUAAUGACCAGUAAUGAAGAUCACUUGAACUCCAGCCUUUGCUCGAUGUAAAACUUAUCCUCUUGGACUGUACACUACUUUUACAGUAUGCAUUAUUCUAACCAAUCACAAUUCAGAUUCUUUUGAGAUGCAUUUUAAACAUUAAGCCAAAUUUUGGUGCUGCUCAUGCUGCUGAGACACAUUUCAUCAUUACACAUUUGCUGAAAGUGUUUAAUUUUAUAUAACAGGUUUAUGCAGGUUAGGAAUCUAUGCAUAACAGUCCUAAUUCAUGUUGUGCCAUCAGAACACUACAAAAAUGUUUUUAAGUAUUUGUUUUUUCUGAGAAAUUUGCCUUCAAACCUGCCUAGCCUCCUUCUCAAUUUAUCUACUCUCUACUUUGUCCUUUUUUUCUAGUUUACUGAUCUGUCUGUGAUCUUUGCACUCAGGAACAUGUUACAACAACAGCUGCAUUGUUUAAUUCAAAGCAGAAUUAACUGUUUGCUUCUGCCCUCUGUCAUCUUUGUUUCAAUGGAAUUCGUUUCAUGUCAAGGAUUCGUCGUGUAUAUUUGUUCUGUGUAGUAUAGAAACAGCUUUUUCACAGUUGUAGGAUGUAUUGAUGGGUAGCCAUGUUAGAUAGAGACAUAGAUUAUUUUUGUUAAUCAAGACUCUGUAAAGCUAAAAAAAAAACAACAUUCCUGUGUAGUUAGCUUGUGAGAAUGCUUGUGUUCCUCACACACACAUGGUUAAAUAUCUGCAAAGUGAAACAAGCUUACUCAAUCAGUCAGUGGAUCAUUGGUGAGAGCAUUCUGACAAACUAACUAGCGCCUGUAAACCUCACAGAAAUCUAUUGCGUGUACUCUCAGUUGAAAUGCAAAAUGCUCCCUAUGUGCCUUAUG